Naumovozyma dairenensis CBS 421 is the source of this 366-nucleotide messenger RNA. RefSeq names its product Sm-like protein LSM7 (gene LSM7). Lineage: Eukaryota; Fungi; Ascomycota; Saccharomycetes; Saccharomycetales; Saccharomycetaceae. The transcript has 2 exons. Gene Ontology annotation, molecular function: RNA binding. Gene Ontology annotation, cellular component: catalytic step 2 spliceosome; U2-type prespliceosome; U12-type spliceosomal complex. Gene Ontology annotation, biological process: nuclear-transcribed mRNA catabolic process; mRNA splicing, via spliceosome. Bases 1 to 366 code for a protein of 121 amino acids. The record is from RefSeq and is a predicted model, not a curated record.
AUGAGUGAAACGACAAAAGCCCAACAUCAACAGCAGCAACCAUCCCAGCAACAGCAAAGAAAGAAAUUUGAAGGCCCAAAGAGAGAUGCCAUUGUGGAUUUGUCCAAAUAUAAGGAUUCUAAAGUCAGAGUGAAGUUAAUGGGAGGUAAAAUAGUUACUGGUAUACUAAAGGGUUAUGAUCAAUUGAUGAAUUUAGUCCUUGAUGAAACUAUUGAUUAUUUAAAGAAUCCAGAUGAUGAAAUUGGGACCGCCAGCUUGAAAAAUAAAUCUAGAUCCUUAGGUUUGACUGUUGUCAGAGGUCCAUUACUGGUUUCUUUGAGUCCCAUAGACGGUUCUGAAGUCAUAUAUAUGCAAAAUAAUGAUUAA